Lampris incognitus (smalleye Pacific opah) is the source of this 3272-nucleotide messenger RNA. It is a transcript of the gene cntf, whose product is annotated as ciliary neurotrophic factor. Gene Ontology annotation, molecular function: ciliary neurotrophic factor receptor binding. The record is from RefSeq and is a predicted model, not a curated record. The coding region runs from base 295 to 906 and encodes 203 amino acids. The transcript has 3 exons. Gene Ontology annotation, biological process: negative regulation of neuron apoptotic process; ciliary neurotrophic factor-mediated signaling pathway. Lineage: Eukaryota; Metazoa; Chordata; Actinopteri; Lampriformes; Lampridae.
UUGCUUAGCAUCAAGUUACCGGGGUGAGGGCGGACUUGACCAGUUGUACGGUAAUACAAGCGACGACCGGUGUUCGAUUCCCUUCGGGAAACUCAUUUACCGAAACGCGUGAAGCUUUUUGGCUAAUGAUUAAACUGGCUGAGUUUCAGCGAAAGGAUCGGAAGUCUCUCCCCGGGCUGGCUUAAACUAUGGCCGGGAAUACAGAGCUGCUGGGAUGAAGUAGGCUCACACCAGUAGCCUACAGUGUAUAUUAGUUGCCAGCUUGUUGCUGCGUUGUACGUCAAGCAGAGUCCCAUGGCAGACAGGCGGACGAGGGGCAUGACUGGUUCAGGACAAAACCGGACAACGGCGGCCCGGGCAGCUGCCAUUGCCGAGCAGUUGCAUUAUGAGUGCACCAUCUUAUUGGAGCUUUUUAGAAAGAGGGAGAGCCUCUUUUCAGAUUUCGCCGUGGGGGAUGGCCGUCUCGUAUCCGUCCCGUCUCCCUCCUCUCAGCUGGACACCAAAGACAAGCUCUGGUGUCUGCACUCUGCCCUGCUACAGUGUCGUGGCCUACUGGAGAGGGCCAUGAGCAGGGAGGAAGAGGAGCUGGGUGGGGGGGAGAAGGGAGAGUACGAGAGUCAGGGUAAACUAGUGAGGGAGCGACUCUCUCUGCUCCUCGGCUGCACAGGGGAACUCCUUAAGGCCGCCGAUGGAUCAGUGGUCCUGACUCCCAACUUGGACAGCUUGGAGAUAGACCGUUCGACGUCUCUGUUUGAGUUGAAGCUCUGGAUAUACCGGGUCUUCAAAGAAGUGGACUACUGGAGCCAGACAGCCAUCACCAUGCUGCAGGCCCUGCCCGCAGUCACGGCCAAGGAGGUGGGGAGGACCGCCGCGGGCAGCAGGAGGAGGAGGAGCUUGCGGCGAUGAGACGUAGGAGAUGCACGUGUGGGCGAGGAGGAAUAAUGACAGAGAAGAGAGGUUAGGGAGGAGGGGUGGAGGGCAGACGGACUGAAGGGACGCAGAGGAUGAGAUGAGAUAGAGGUGCUCAGUGGUGUUCACCAUGACAAAGGGAGCGAUUUAGAGAGAUGGAGAAAUAAAUGAGCACUUAAUGUCAGCCAAGAGUGAAAGAUUGAGUGGGUGGGAGCCUUCUCUGCCAGAUAUGGCAUGUAGUUGUGAAACACUUUUAAAACACUGAAAGAUAAAACCAAGAAAAAUAGUACAUUUCAUCGUUGGUGAACACAAAUGUAUUUUCUCUCUGAGACAAAAUCUGUAGCGUAGCUUUUCUUGCUGCAAACUCAUGCGAUGGACAUUUGCUUUAUAUUCUGGUUAUGCUAUUAACCUGAAGCUGAACUGCAAAACUUCAUGCGGAUCUAUUUUUAUAACUUCUCUUACUUACUUGAAGUCCAUUUCUGGCUUACUUGGAGUACGUUAAGAUUUGAGGGAUUUUAAUUUCCUAACAUAUUUUAAAUGUGAAAACCAUGUGUUUCUUAAUGAGAUAUAUAAGAUGUAUUUGUCAGCUAACGUUGCCGACCUCUUUCUUUCUUUCUAGUGCAUAAAGAAGUUACUGAGUAUAUAUAUAUAUUUUUUGUAGCGAGUUUCUCCAAAACUGACGAGAGAAAGAGAUGAAGGAAUGUUUUAAUGUCAGCAUUAACGUGUUUCUGGUGUAACUACGUGUGUAUUAUGUCUCACCAGGACUUCAACAAAGCAGUGAGUCUGUUGAGUGUGUGUGAUGAAUGAGAGGCCUGAGUGCCGUGACUGUUUUCCAGCCCAAAUCAAUGCUCCCUCUAGUGGCCAUCCAUUUACCCUCACUGGAGGAGGAGGAGGAGGAUGCAAGAGCAUCCUCUAACGUCCAUAAUACAUACAGCACAUAACACCCGCUAUUCUUUCUUUCUUUCUUUCUUUCUUUCUUUCUUUCUUUCUUUCUUUCUUUCUUUCUUUCUUUCUUUCUUUCUUUCUUUCUUUCUUUCUUUCUUUCUUUCUUUCAUAUUGAUCAUACAUACAUGCAUACACACUUACCUACACCCACACACUUACAUUUAUACAUACAUGCACACACACACACAUACAUAAUUCUUUCUCUAAUGUUGAUAAUACAUACAGCACAUAACAUCCGCUAAAUCUUUCUUUCUUUCUUUCUUUCUGAAGUGUUCAACACAAACUUGGCUGCCUUCAACUUUCAUAUUAAUGAUAUUCAUGCAAAAUAAAAGACAUAAUCCUACAGAAGGAAAAUUCUUACUGUUUUCAAAGAAAUUGCAUUCCAACUGCUUGUUUUGAUAUUCUAAAUUAUAUUAGAUUUUUGUUGUUGUUGUUGUUUUUAACAUAUUUUAUAUUUAAUAAGUUCAGGCAUCUUUUAAAGGGAGUAUGAGGAUGGGGAAUAAUGUCGGGGACAUGAGGAGGAGCGAGGUGGGGUGUGUGUGAGUGGGCCACAUGCAGAGCUACAUGUUAGGGGACCCAAGUGAAGGAUGUGGUGGAUGCUGUAGAAAGUAGACCCCAUUUGUUAACACGCCUAACGCAGAUGAAUAAAUGUUAAUCCAUACAGAACUUUACGUUUGUGUUCCACCACAGUGUAGUUUUUGCUUUUUGUUUUCCAGUUAACUCAUCUCUUCAGGUGACACUUAACAAGUCCAUGAAGAACAUAAUCUUCCAGACCUACACUUGGUCACUCGGUAUUAGACAGAAAUAUACAGAACAAGCAGAGACGUGUGCAAGUGUCUCCAGGAGCAAAACAUGGAUGAGACUGAAUGUCACAGAGACCUUUGAGAGAACCUGAGCAAGCCUUUGGUUUGUGUCAAUGUCCAGGGUGAGGGAAAUGUUUGAUUGCUUUUUAACUUUAAUAACUUUAAUUUGUAUAACGUCUGUUACUGAACAUUGUGAAAGCGCGCACCAAUGUGAGAUCAUGUCCAUCUUUUGUGCGCUGACCAGCUACGAGGCACAGCAACAAUGUAAACUAUGAAAUGUGAUCGUUUGAGUGAUUCAGGCUUCACCAAAACGAAGAGAAACCAAUCUAGAUGCCGAAAUUCAAAAUAAGUAGUACAGUUUGUCAUUGAUUACACCUUCAUUCGUCAACCAGGAUGAAUUUCCGGCCUACAGUUGGCUUUUAAGAGAAUUACAUGUAGAUGUGUAAAAGGCAUCAGCUGCACCUUUGACCAAAAACAUACCAAAUGACAUGGGUCUACGGGUAGGGGUGGAAAAUGCCAUUUAUUGUACUUUGUGGAUGGCUCAUUUGAUUAUUGUAAUUUUUUUUCCUGACUUUGUCAAUAAACUUGUCACUAAUAAAGCCAUGCAAUAGUUUA